Molecule: messenger RNA, 1683 nt
Organism: Carlito syrichta (Philippine tarsier)
Lineage: Eukaryota; Metazoa; Chordata; Mammalia; Primates; Tarsiidae
Gene: S100B
Product: S100 calcium binding protein B
Exons: 3
Coding region: 93-371 (92 amino acids)
Biological process (GO): positive regulation of cell population proliferation; positive regulation of canonical NF-kappaB signal transduction
Cellular component (GO): nucleus; cytoplasm
Molecular function (GO): zinc ion binding; RAGE receptor binding; calcium ion binding
Source: RefSeq, a predicted model, not a curated record
GGCUACCCAAGACCCACAGCAGAGGAGGCCUGCAGCAGGAGGAGACCGAGAAGAGGCACAGAGCAGAAGGCCUCUUUCGUUGGGCCCCAAGGAUGUCAGACCUGGAAAAAGCCAUGGUGGCCCUCAUCGAUGUCUUCCAUCAAUAUUCCGGGAGGGAGGGCGACAAGCACAAGCUGAAGAAGUCAGAACUGAAAGAGCUCAUCAACCAUGAGCUCUCCCACUUCUUAGAGGAAAUCAAAGAGCAGGAGGUUGUGGAUAAAGUCAUGGAAACACUGGACAAUGACGGAGAUGGGGAAUGUGACUUCCAGGAAUUUAUGGCCUUCGUUGCUAUGGUUACCACUGCCUGCCACGAGUUCUUUGAACAUGAGUGAGAUUGAGAAAGCAGCCAAGUUCUUCCUGUGACAGAGAUGAAGGUCAUGCAAGAAGCAGAGAACAAGGGCUUGCAGUCUAGUAGGAGCUGUGCUUUCUAGCCGCAUUGUAGCUAAUUAGGGGGCUUGAUUUGCUUUGUGAUUGAAAAAUUGAAAACCUCUUUCCAUGGGCUGUUUUAAACAGUCUGUAUCAUUAUUUCAGCUAUACUGGGGAAAUGUGUCAGCUGACUGUCCCAGGGACUCAGUAAUAAUCACUUAGGACAGUCAAUUCUCAGUCGUUAAGAAUGUGCUGUAUAGACUGCCAUGGCUGUGUAGAAUCCUAACCCAGGAAGAACAAAACUGACUACCACAAAUUACUCUGUGGCACCCUUAAGGCUCCCACUACAUUUAAAAACAAAGCCUUGUCCACCAUCAUUUGAAAGGACCACCCCUCCUUGAAUGUGUUUCUUAUCAGUGUAAAUAAACCUAGUUAGAUGGUCUUUGCCGUCCCACCUGCCCAAAAGAGUAUGACCACAUUUGGAUCCCUUUCCCUAUGAUGAGCUGUGAUUAGUGAGUAAAUAUUUAAGGCUAGUAGUUCUCAGUGGAAAAACAUGCCUCAGAAACCAAGUACUGACAUUGUAAUUCUAACUAGAACUGAGAGUGAGGAUUUUAAAAUUGGUAGAGUUCCCCUUCUGAUAGGAUGACACUACUGGAUCUGGGGUAAGCAUGUCCAGACGAGAGUGGCCAGACUCAGAACAGGGUUCAUAACUGGGCUUAGGCUCUGUCUCUUCAGCUAAUUAUGCCAAAAACAACUUCACCACCCUCCUCUCUUGUCUGUGAAACCAAAGAUGCCCAGUCGGUCAGACAUAUCACAGCUGACCCAGAGCCUCUGGGCAUUGCCUCUUCUUGGGUGGGUCACCUGACUUGUCUGUGCUGAGGAUCUCCUCAUUGAAGGUGGGUCACCCUGAUCUGUCUGAUCUGGGGGGGUUCUGCUUCCUAGGGGUGGGUCACCCCAACAUAUAUGAGCUGGGGGAUUCUGCUUGCUGUAGAUGGGUCACCCUGACUUGUCUGAGCUGGGAGUCCGCUUGCCAUGGGUGGGUCACUCCAACCUGUCCAUGCUGGUGGUCUGCUGACUGCAGGUGGUCACCUGGCCUGUGCUCGCUGUGGGUGGGUCACCUCAAUCUGUCUGAGCUGGGGGGGUCUGCUUGCUGUGGGUGGCUCAUCCUGACCUAUCCAUGCUGGGGGUCUCCUCACUGGGGGCACUUCAAGUGAAAGCUGAACUCUGUGCUUUCGUAUUCACAUAUUCAAAUAAAUCAAAUUUCAAGUAUUCAAGUUA